AUGAAAGAUCUUUAUGGUUGUAUCAAAAUCGUAUCACUGGAUUAUGAAGUUAAUGUGAAAUGGACAGAGAAAAUGCAGACAGUGCGCAAAAUAAAGAUUGUAAACUUGAGGAGAGAAGUGCUCAAAGUGUCCCUUUGGGGUGAUCCUGCAAAGAAUUUUGAUUGCAAAGCUAUUCAGGAAAUGCCACAAUCAGUAUUUGCUGUAAUCACUAGCUUGAGAAUAACAAUGUAUAAGAAUGAGCUGAUUGCAUCAGGUGGUGAUCAUACAUGCAUCAUUUUGAAUCCCGACAUUGAUGAGAAAGAAGAAUACAAAGCAAAGUUCUCUGAAGUCGAAGAUAAAAUGGAGAUAGUCAAACCAAAUGUAUCAGAGAAACCGAACGAAAACAACACCAAAACAGUGUCUCAACUAUAUGAAUUAAAUCCAAAGUCUUGCAAGGAUGAUGCAAUCUAUUGCAAAGCGUCAAUUGUUGGAUUUCUAAUUCAAAAUGGUUGGUGGUACAAAGGUUGUACAUUGCCAAACUGUUUCAAAAUUCUCAAGAAAAAUGACAAUAAUGAAUUGGCUUGCAUUGAGCAUGACACUGACACUGGAGAUAAAUAUCUACCUUGUUACCGAGUAUCCAUGAUGAUUGAUGAUGGUAGUGAUGAAACAACUAUUACAUUAAUGGGGAAGCAAGCAGAACAACUCUUUGGUUGCAACUGUGAAGAAUUGGUGAACAAAUUAUCACUGAGGCACAACAAACUUUACCAAAAGCAAUUGAGGACACCAUUGGUCAAGAACAUGUAUUUGAAAUAA
This is a messenger RNA of Argentina anserina (silverweed cinquefoil), 792 nucleotides long. RefSeq lists its product as uncharacterized. The record is from RefSeq and is a predicted model, not a curated record. Bases 1 to 792 code for a protein of 263 amino acids. NCBI's taxonomy places the organism in Eukaryota, Viridiplantae, Streptophyta, Magnoliopsida, Rosales, Rosaceae. The transcript is spliced from 6 exons.